Messenger RNA from Penaeus indicus, 5459 nucleotides. It is a transcript of the gene Grp170, whose product is annotated as hypoxia up-regulated protein 1-like. The transcript is spliced from 19 exons. The coding region runs from base 167 to 3154 and encodes 995 amino acids. Gene Ontology annotation, molecular function: ATP binding; ATP-dependent protein folding chaperone. Gene Ontology annotation, cellular component: endoplasmic reticulum chaperone complex. The record is from RefSeq and is a predicted model, not a curated record. Gene Ontology annotation, biological process: endoplasmic reticulum unfolded protein response. NCBI's taxonomy places the organism in Eukaryota, Metazoa, Arthropoda, Malacostraca, Decapoda, Penaeidae.
GCAAGUCAAAGCGGGCGCCGGCGGCCGGCCAAUCAGGCGCCGCCACACGAGAGCGGCCGGCGAGGGACACCUCAGCCCUCCUCCGAGCACGCUGUCAGGAAACCACUGCUGCCACGGGAGAGCAACAGCUUCGAGACUCUCCUCUUGGGCGAAAGGAGACACAACAAUGAUGGUGCCUGAUGUGCGAUGGACAAUGGGCUUGUCCCUUCUAGUGUUAUUAGGGGUCAUAGGAAGCUCCAGUGGUGUCACCAUUAUGAGCAUCGACUUUGGGUCAGAGUGGAUAAAGGUUGCUGUUGUAGCGCCGGGAGUCCCCAUGGAAAUAGUCCUAAACAAAGAGUCUAAAAGGAAGACCCCAGGAGCCCUGUCCUUCCGAAAUGGAGAGCGAACAUUUGGAGAGGAUGCCCUAACAACUGGCAUUCGCUUCCCAGCAAAUAACUACUUCUAUCUUCUUGACUUGCUGGGAAAGAAAAUAGACAACCCUAUUGUGGAACUGUAUAAAAAGCGGUUCCCCUUUUAUAACAUUGAAGCUGAUCCUGAGAGAGGAACUGUUGUAUUCAGACAUAAUGAUGACACAGUUUACACAGUGGAGGAGUUGAUAGCUCAGAUGUUGGCCUAUGCCAAAGACAUGGCAAUGGCCCACACUGAGCAAAGGAUAAAGGACUGUGUAAUCACAGUCCCUCCCUUCUUCAACCAAGUUGAGCGCAGAGCCAUGCUGACUGCAGCUGAGCUGGCUGGACUGAAGGUUCUGUCCCUUAUGUCGACCAAUGCAGCAGUUGCCCUGAACUAUGGUAUGUUCAGACGAAAAGAGAUCAAUGCUACAGCCCAUAACAUCCUCUUUUAUGACAUGGGAGCCUCAUCAACCAUAGCAACCAUUGUCUCUUAUCAGACGGUUAAAACAAAGGACAGAGGAUACACAGAGACCAAUCCACAAGUCACUGUACUAGGGUUAGGUUAUGAUCGUACAUUAGGCGGACUGGAAAUGCAAAUGCGCCUCCGGGAUCAUUUAGCCAAGAAAUUCAAUGAAAUUAAGAAGACUCCAAACAAUGUUUUGGAAUCUCCCCGUGCUCUGGCGAAGCUCAUGAAGGAAGCUGGCAGAUUAAAGAAAGUUCUUUCUGCAAAUUCUGAUCAUCUGAGUCAGAUAGAAGGACUUCUUGAUGAAGAAGACUUUAGACUACAUGUAAGUCGAGAAGAAUUUGAGGGGCUGUGCACAGAAUUGUUUGAAAGGGUUCAAGCUCCUAUUGAUGCUGCACUGAUUUCUGCUGCCAUGGACAUCUCGGCAAUUGAUCAGUUCAUCAUUGUUGGAGGUGCAACCAGAAUACCCAAAAUUCAGUCUAUCCUGCAAGGCGUUUGGGGUCGAGAGCUUGGCAAAAACAUCAAUGCUGAUGAAGCAGCUGCGAUGGGGGCAGUCUAUCGUGCAGCUGACCUUGGUCAGGGCUUUAAGGUUAAGAAGUUCCACGUAAAAGAAGCAGUUGUCUUCCCUAUUGAGGUUGACUUUGAGCGCCAGGUGGAGAAUGAUGAUGGCUCCACCUCAACCAAGGUGGUGAAGCGCUCCCUCUUUGCAUUUGGCAACAACUACCCACAGAAGAAAGUUAUGACCUUCAACAAGCAUAAUGCAGACUUUAGCUUCUAUGUCAAUUAUGGGGACCUUUCUCACCUCUCCAAGGAGGAGCUCAAGAAUGCUAAUGCAGAGAAUAUCUCCCAUGUGCUGGUCUCAGGAGUUACUUCUGCCUUCCAGAAGCAUCAGCAGGAGGGCAGUGAGCCCAAGGGCAUCAAGGCUCAUUUCAACAUGGAUGACUCAGGAGUGCUGGCUCUGAGCAUGAUGGAGGCCGUAUUCGAGAAGAGCGUGCUGGUAGAAGAAGACAAACCCAAAGAGGAGGAGUCAACGCUUUCAAAACUUGGUAGCACCAUCAGUAAGCUCUUUGCAGGAACAGAACAAGAACGGGAAGGUGGAGAGAAAGAAGAAGGUGAAGAUGCAGAGGGCAAGGAAAACAAGACAGAAGACAACACAGAAAAGGAGCAAGAUAGUGACAAUCAGGCCAAGAAAGAGAACAAGGAAGACAAGAAAGAUGACCAAAAGACAGACAAGAAAGAGAAAGAGGAGGAGGAUAAGAAAUCAGGCACAGACAAGAAGAAGGAAGGCGAGAAGGAGCUGAAGCCAAAGCAGAUCACAGUCAAGGAGGAGCUGAACAUGACCAUCACCCACUUGGACGUCCCAGAAAUGACGGAGGAACAAGUGGCCGCGUCCAAGAAAAAGUUGGAGGACAUAAAUGCAGCUGAACGUGCUCGGCACGAGAGGGAAGCUGCACGCAACAACCUGGAGAGCUACAUCCUGGAUGCACAAGACAAGCUCUACCAGGAUGACUAUGAACAGGCCUCCACGGACGAACAAAGGGCAGCCAUCAGGGAAAUGUGCUCUACGCUUGAUGAGUGGAUCUACGAUGAAGGGGCAGAUGUGGAGGCUUCUGUCUACAAGGAGAGGUUAAAGGAGCUCUCCAAGCUGUUUGAGCCAAUCAAGCAGCGUGUGUUUGAGCACCUCAACCGGCCGGAAGCUGUCCAGGCCUUGACGGACAUGAUGAACAAGUCAUCCGAGUUUGUGCAGCGAGCCAGAGAUGCGCCCCCAGAGCAGCAGUUCUUCACAGAUGUGGAGAUUGACACCAUGGAUAAACUCAUUGUGGAUACCCAGAAAUGGCUGGAGGACAAGGAGGAGCAACAGCAGGCACAGGCAUCCUCUGACGAACCAAAGCUGAAGUUGAGCGAUAUUGGGGAGAAGCUUGGAGCACUGGAUCGUGAGAUCAAAUAUCUUGUGAAUAAAGCCAAGAUCACCAAAGCCAAAAAGGACAAGGAAGCAGCAGAGGCAAAGGCAAAGGCAGAGAAGGAGGCCAAAGAAACAGGCAAGAAGAAGAAUAACACAGACAAUUCAAAAAGUUCAAAAAAUAAAAGUGGAGGGGAAACCAAGCCAGACACAGAACAAAAAGAUACAAAUGAGAAAAUUGUUACAGAGGAGGAACCCAAAGUACAGGAGAAUGAAGACUCUCCCUACAUCUUUGAAGAGGAAUCGGAAGAAAAUAAUAGCGAGGAAGACAGAAGGAAAGAAGAUAUAGAUGUAGAAAAUGAGGAAGAUGAUGACAAGAAGAGCGGUCAUGUAGAGUUGUGAUGAGACCAGUCUUAUAGAACACUCCCUGGGCAGCAGUUCUGGCACCUCAAGUAAAAUAAUUAUCAAGGUCCAUUGAUGCCAAUACAACAGGAGUCUGUUUUCAAGAUGCACUUCUAUAUUGGCAUAUGUGCAGGAAGGACAUAUGGGUCUGUGUUCAGAAAAUAAAAAAGGCCCUUGUGUAUGAUAAAUUGACUUGUGUUGCCCUGUACCCUGGCCAUACCAAAUGUGUCUCCCAAAACAGUGAUUUAAGUUAGAUUUCCUCCCUUUGCUACCUCUGUAAAAAUAGAAGACAGCAUUCGACAGAUGGCCCUGUUACUUUAAUCACUCCUUUCUUCCCUCCUACUUCAAAGUGGUCAUGUUGCACAAUGAGCAGUCACGAAAUGUGACACAUACCUGUUUUUGAACACUGUGAAGUUAUUAGGUGUCUGUUUAAAAGUGUUUAAAAUGUGGAAUUUCUUGCCCAUUUCAGAGAAGUAAAUUUUACACUUUUGAUUCUCUCCUUUCCUUUUCCCCAACUCCUGAGAAGUUUGUGGAGAGACCUCUACCAGUUUGUUUGAUACCGUAAGAAUCGGAUAAAAUUAUUUUAGGUAUUGUUGCAUCUUGCAAAGCAUAAAUCUGAUUUACAUCCAAGGCCAGUUGUAUCUCCAAAACUAGAAGUUACAAGAUCACUAAAGCAGCAAAACAUUUUGCAAAUGUUGUUGAUGGUUUGAAAUACUAUUUUUCCAGUGUUAAAAGAGUUAUCAUACAACAAGAAUAUUGCAUAUUCUUUUGAAUCAAGAGUGAGAUUAUUUAUUAUCUUCAUAAGAGAUUGUAGUAGAUCUGUUUUAGUAGUGACAUGUAGGUUUAUUGUAAAGAUUCUGGUCCCAUGCAUGCUGCUGCUCUGGGAAAGUCAGGUAGUAUAGAACAUUCAGUUUGAAAUACAAACGUGCAGAUCUUUCUUGAACAAAACAGUGGUCAUGUAUUGGUUAAAGGGUAAAUUUUUAUUUAUUAGAUAGAAUUAUUUGCUAGAGAACUUAUUGACAUUCCAGAUAUCUUAGUCCUUAAAAUUUGAAAAUAGAGCUUGUUUUGAGGCUGAAGAUGUGAAACGGUGAAUUUGAUUAUUUUCAAGCUGUGUGCAAGUGUACUAAGCCAUGAAUAGUUGGGAGAUCGUAUUGUAUUUUUUAAAAAGUAAAGGAAGGAGAAAGGUGUUGCCCAAAUGCAUUUGGUGUAUAUAAUCAUUUACAAUGUUUAUGAUUCAUAACACGUUUUGCUCAAGAGGGACACCCAUUUUUCUCUUGUCUGUAUUGAAUCUUAGACAAGUGGCAAAACCAUGCAAUGAAACAGGUCAGUAACUAUACAGAUAAUCAGAAAUGUAUAAUUGCAUAAUUUUAUUGGGUAAAUUAUUAUAAAUGUUGGGUAUAGUAAUAAGUAGGAAAUCAGACUUCACUUUUAAUUUAUUUUUAUCAUAUUCAGUGAAUUUAUUAACUGCAUUUUCAUUUACAUAUUUAUUUACUUUUCUAGUACACUUUAGCUUUUAUUAUUUUUGUUUUCCUAAGGUAUUUUCAGGGUGCUGCAUGUGGUGUGAUUGAGGUAAUCUUUAGUUUGUUGAAUGUGUGUAUGAGAACUUGAAUAAUUCAAUAAAAGUGAAAAGUAAUGUGAGAUGUUGACUAGCUGCAGUUGCUUAACAAAAUAAAUGAGGAAAACUUAAAAACAAUAUAAGGUUAUGUCUAUUUAUGAAGGGAAGAAGGCCAUGUUGCACAUUUCAGUGGAUGAAAUGACAUUUAAAAUCCAAUAAGUAAACUUGGGAAUGACUUUAACUGCACAUUUCCUGCUUUUAAGAAAAUACUCAGGCAGAACAUUGCAGGUAAUGUUGGGCAUUCGUAAGAUUACUAUAGCAUAACCAAUGUACAUUUCACUAGAUACCUUUGAAAUGAUCUUCCUAAACUGAUCAUCACCUCUUAUCAAAAAUGAUUAAGAUUAUCUGCAAUUCUUACGGAAGUUUUUACCUGUAUAUCUAUUGCCAUUUCAACUUUCCAAUUUUUAAAGGGAAACUAUUAAUGACUUCUGUAAAUGAUGUGUGAUUUUGACUUGAAAGUUGAUCAAAUAAAAAACUACAUUAUCUCUUAUUGAUAUUUGUUUAUUACUUACAAAAUAUUAGCUCUAACAUCACAUAUUACUUUUUCUAAUGCACACCAAAGAUUUUUAAAAGCAUUCUUCUUGAAAUGUGCCCUGACAAUUUCCUAUAGGAACAUCCCUUUAUCCUUUGUUUUGUUCCUUUUUUGUGUAAUGGAAAAAAGACUUAGUAAAUACUCCCUCAUACAAGCUA